CCUGAAGUCCUCACUUCAUCUUUCGCUCUCGACGAAGCAGCAAAGCGAGGUUGUCUGUGGGUCAAAACAUUUCACCCUGGAAAAUCUGCAAAAUGAAGACCCUGGUCUUCGUGGUCCUCCUGGGAACAGGUCUACAUGUGGCGGUGGCAGUCAAACACUCCCUGAAGUAUUUCUACAUUGCGUCUUCUGGCCUGCCAAACUUCCCGGAGUUUGUUGGCGUCGGUUUUGUCGAUGAUGUUCUGGCGGGUUCCUGCGACUCCAACAAAAAGACACCAGAAGCCAAACAGGACUGGUCGAAAAAGUUAUUCCAAAAUGAUCUUCAGCAGUUUGAGUUCUACAACCAAGCGUGUUCGAUAACUCUGCCCAACUACUUUAAAGCCACGAUUCAUACGUUGACGCAGCGCUUCAACCAAAGUGGAGGUGUCCAUGUUUUGCAGAGGAUGAGUGGCUGUGAGUGGGAUGAUGAGACUGGAGAAGUUAAUGGAUUUGACCAGUACGGUUAUGAUGGAGAAGACUUGAUAUCAUUUGACCUGAAGACGUUGACGUGGGUCGCUCCAACACCACAGGCUUUCAGCACCAAACUGAGCUGGGAUGCUGACAAAGCAAGAACAAUAAACAAUGAGAUACGCCUCACUGAGAUUUACCCUCAGAGGUUGAAGACGUAUUUGGCUUAUGGCAACAGCUCUCUGCUGAGAACAGAUCUUCCCUCAGUGUCUCUCCUCCAGAAGACUCCCUCCUCUCCAGUCAGCUGCCACGCUACAGGUUUCUACCCUGAGAGAGCCACACUCAGCUGGAGGAAAGAUGGAGAGGAGCUUCAUGAGGACGUGGAGCUCGGAGAGAUCCUCCCCAACCACGAUGGAACCUUCCAGAUGAGUGCUGAGCUGAAGCUUUCAUCAGUCACACCUGAAGACUGGAGCAGGUACACCUGUGUGUUUCAGCUCUCAGGUGUGAAGGAGGAGAUCGUCACCAAACUGGACAAAGCAGACAUCAGGACCAAUGAAGCUGAGGAGUCCAGUCACAUGAUCGUCUUCAUCUUUGCUGCUGUGUUUGUUCCUGCUGCCAUGGCUGCAGUUGGAUUGAUCGUUUACUGGAGGAGGAGGAGGAGGAGGAGAGGAAUAUGAAGAUGUCAGGACUUUGAGUUUAGUCCUUGAGUUGUUGCUUUCAUCCAUGUUGUAAAAUCCAAAUGUGCAUCAGUUUCACUCGAAGCCUUUAAGUCAUGAUGACAUGAUGAUGAAGUGUUGAAGGUGGUGAAACAGGAAUCAGAUACUUCAGUCAGUACAACACUGAAAAUACUCCAAACAAGUAAAAGUACUGCACACAAAACCUUAAGCUAUUUAAACACUACCAGUAAAAAGUAUUUAAAUUAAGAAACCUAAGAAGUUCUCUUCAUGCAGUAAAAUGUUCAGUCGUGUUUUAUUUCUGAUGUUUUUGGAUUAAUGUUACUGCUGCAUUUACGUGUGUGUCGCACUUUAGUGGUGUGGAUGUUUAAGAUUAUUUAAGCUUAUUUUUCCGACCUGCUGGCUGAUUUAAUCAUCAUGUUUUACUGCUCAAAAUGAUUCCAUAGUGACUGAUGAAACCAUGUUGUUUUGUUAGGGAAAAAGGGAAACAAAUCAUUUAGAAGGAUGUAAAGACAUGUUAGGUUGAGCUUAAAGGUGCAAUAAGAUAUGGCCAGAAUUUUGUUUUUAAGGUAAAAUUUUAAAAAUGUAUCUAACAUUAAUACAUUAUUAACAGAAUGUGAAGAAACGGUGUUGAUGUUAUGUCCACUUUACUGCUCACUGAUCAACACAAAUGUCCAAAUCAAAUCUAUUCUUGAUUAAAAAAGUGGACUUGAUUAAAGUCCUCAGCUUC
This is a messenger RNA of Scatophagus argus, 1848 nucleotides long. Its product is annotated as major histocompatibility complex class I-related gene protein-like. Gene Ontology annotation, cellular component: external side of plasma membrane. Gene Ontology annotation, biological process: immune response. Lineage: Eukaryota; Metazoa; Chordata; Actinopteri; Scatophagidae. The record is from RefSeq and is a predicted model, not a curated record. The coding region runs from base 93 to 1121 and encodes 342 amino acids. The transcript has 5 exons.